This is a messenger RNA of Orcinus orca (killer whale), 2297 nucleotides long. RefSeq names its product transmembrane 7 superfamily member 3 (gene TM7SF3). The record is from RefSeq and is a predicted model, not a curated record. Lineage: Eukaryota; Metazoa; Chordata; Mammalia; Artiodactyla; Delphinidae. The coding region runs from base 193 to 1905 and encodes 570 amino acids. The transcript has 12 exons.
GAGGGGCUGGAGGAGGCGUGGGGCCGCGCAGCGGUGCUGAUUGCCGGAACUGGAGCCCUCUGCCGGGGCGGGGGGCGCGCGGGCUCCGCGGGGCUGGCAGGUGUGCUGCGCGUGCACCUGGCGAGCGAUGGCGCCGGACGCGGGCGCCCCGGGAUAGCGCGGGCUAGGUGGCGGCGCCCGGCUGGGGCAGCAAUGGAGCUCCUUCGGCUGCUGCUCCUGGCUGUGUUGGCGUCGGAACCGGCGGCGGCCGCCGGAGCCGAGACCGUCGGGAACUCCAGCCAGGGUCUUCUUGAAUUUUCUGUGGGGAGAUUUAGAUACUUGGAGCUCAAGAAGCCCUCUCCAGAGGAAGCUAUUUUGCGUCAUAUUUCCAGCAAUGUCACUUUUCUUAUUUUCCAAAUACAUUCACAGUAUCAGAAUACAACAGUUUCUUUUUCUGAGACUCUCCUUCCCAAUGCCUCGGGAACAGGCACUGACAAAGGACUGGUUUUCAUUCUUAGACCAGAGCAGAGUAUAUGCACUUGGCACUUGGAGACUUCAGACCCUGAGCCUGUCCAAAAUGUGGCCAUUCCACUCUCCUACUCGGAAAGCGAUCCUAUCCCUGGUGGUUGUAAUUUGGAGUUUGAUUUAGAUAUCGAUUCCAACAUUUACCUGGAGUAUAAUUUCUUUGAAACAACUAUCAAAUUUGCUCCAGCAAACCUAGGUCAUGCGAGAGGCGCAGAUGCUCCGCCGUGUGACGUCAAGACGGGCCAGGACUCCAGGUGGAGGUUACAGUAUGACGUCUAUCAGUAUUUUUUGCCGGAGAACGAUCUCACUGAAGAGGCAUUGCUAAGGCACCUGCAGAGGAUGGCCGAGGUGCCUCAGGUGCAGGCCAAUGCUCUCAAGGUGGUUACCCUAACAGCUGAUGAUAAGACAAGUGUUUCUUUCUCCUCCCUCCGUGGACAAGGUGUCAUUUACAACGUCAUCGUUAGGGAUCCAUUUCUAAAUACGUCUGCAGCUUACGUCCCUGCUCACACGUACGCUUGCAGCUUUGAGGCAGGGGAGGAUAAUUGUUCUUCCCUUGGAAGAGUAUCUACCAAAGUGUUCUUCACUCUUUUUGCCCUGCUUGGUCUCUUCAUCUGUUUCUUUGGACACAGAUUCUGGAAAACAGAACUAUUCUUCAUAGGCUUUAUCUUCAUGGGAUUCUUCUUUUAUAUACUGAUUACAAGACUGACACCUAUUAAGUAUGAUGUCCGCCUGGUUCUGACGGCCGUUGCCGGAAGUGUCGGUGGGAUUUUUUUGGUCGCUGCUUGGUGGCGAUUUGGAAUCCUCGUGCUCUGCAUGCUGUGUGUUGGACUAGUGCUGGGGUUCCUCGUCUCAUCAGUGACUUUCUUCACUCCACUGGGAAACCUAAAGAUUUUCCGUGAUGACUCAGUGUUCUGGGUGACCUUCUCUUGUAUAGCUAUUCUCAUUCCAGUGGUUUUCAUGGGCUGCCUAAGAAUACUGAACAUACUGAGUUGUGGAUUCAUUGGCUCCUAUUCGGUGGUCUUGGCCGUUGACAGUUACUUGUACACAAGCCUUUCCUACAUCACUUUGAACGUACUGAAGAGAGUGCUCCACAUGGAUUUCCGCAGAGCUUUCAUAAAUGUGCCUUUUCAAACGAAUGACUUUAUUAUCCUGGCAGUAUGGGGCAUGCUGGCUGUAAGUGGAAUUACGUUACAGAUUCGAAGAGAAAGAGGGCAACCGUUUUUCCCUCCCCACCCAUACAAGUUAUGGAAGCGAGAGCGUGAGCGCAGAGUGACGAACAUCCUGGACCCCAGCUACCACAUCCCUCCACUGAGAGAGAGGCUCUACGGCCGAUUAGCCCAGAUCAAAGAGCUCUUUCAGAAGGAACAGCCAGCUGGAGAAAGAACGCCCCUGCUUCUGUAGAUGCGGAGGGCUUGGUCAGUGCAAUCUUGAAGUACAACCCAGGUACCGCCUCAGAUUGGGUGUUGCUGCCUUGCUGCUUCAGCAGUCUCUGGGGCGAGUCUGCUAAGAAACCAGCUUCUGUGUCUGUGCUUUGUACAGUAUUGUGGUCUCCUUAUUGAUACAGGGUAAGGGUAUACCAGGGAGAUGACAGUAAUUCUAAGUGAGAGGGAGAAAGAUGGCCAAAAAGUUGGUGGUAGGGAGGUUCUUCCUUAUUAUAAAAUACGUAAGGCAUUACCUUUUGGUUUAUAAAUAUAUGUCAACUUAUUCCAUUAAAUAGAUACACUUAAAAAAAAAAAAGGAACUUGAAAACAGUGGUUCUCUUGUAAAGCCCUGGUGUUUUUUUUUUUUUUUUU